Molecule: messenger RNA, 495 nt
Organism: Notothenia coriiceps (black rockcod)
Lineage: Eukaryota; Metazoa; Chordata; Actinopteri; Perciformes; Nototheniidae
Product: alpha-N-acetylgalactosaminidase-like
Exons: 2
Coding region: 83-388 (101 amino acids)
Biological process (GO): glycoside catabolic process; oligosaccharide metabolic process
Cellular component (GO): cytoplasm
Molecular function (GO): alpha-galactosidase activity
Source: RefSeq, a predicted model, not a curated record
GGGGCCCUUAGCAGUAACUCAGCUCCUUGCCCUGAUCUCACUGACCGUUGCUCUGGACAAUGGAUUGCUGAAGACUCCACCAAUGGGAUGGAUGGCCUGGGAACGCUUUCGCUGUGAUAUCGCCUGUAAAGAUGACCCAAAAAACUGCAUCAGCGAGGGUCUGUUCAGAGACAUGGCUGACCGGCUGUCUGAGGAUGGCUGGAAGGAGCUGGGCUAUGAGUAUGUAAUCAUAGACGACUGCUGGAUGUCCAGGCUGAGAGACAAACAAGGGAGGCUGCAACCUGAACCCUCCAGGUUGUUCUACUUUUUUCUAUUGGAGAUUAAGCAUGUCUGUGUUUCAUCUAGUAUUACAAAAGACCGAAUCGGCCAUCCCAAUUGGGGCUUUUGAUGUAGUUAACAGGUCCACAUCCUAUCCACAUCUUGAAGCCACACUGAGGGCUCUGACCAUAGCCGCGGGAAGUAGGGGUGCUGGAGCACCCCCUGUUGGCGAGUGGU